Molecule: messenger RNA, 2271 nt
Organism: Impatiens glandulifera
Lineage: Eukaryota; Viridiplantae; Streptophyta; Magnoliopsida; Ericales; Balsaminaceae
Product: dolichol kinase EVAN-like
Exons: 14
Coding region: 226-1926 (566 amino acids)
Biological process (GO): dolichyl monophosphate biosynthetic process
Cellular component (GO): endoplasmic reticulum membrane
Molecular function (GO): dolichol kinase activity
Source: RefSeq, a predicted model, not a curated record
ACUUUUCUAGCCAACGCGGAACCUGUGUGCGGAAAAGAAACGAACUGGGUCAAAUUUCUAACACUAGACCAGGCCAGACCAGCCAUAGGUGUACCUCGCGCUUUCUCCUUUAUCUUUUCUUCAUCUUUCCCUGCGUACGUACACCUAAUUCACCUUUCUCUGAAGUGAUUUGCCGUGUCCGGAACCCUUCUGAUUUCUUGCAAAGUCGGAGGACGGAGACAGACCAUGGCUUCGUCCCUGCUAAACGGCGAGAGGGCAGUUGUUGCGUUAUUCAUUUCCCGUACCCUUUACACAACUCCUCUCGAUCUUCUUUCCGAAGGUCUUUUCCUAUCCCUUCUCUCACUUUUCGCCCUCUUCCUUGAGAUAUUCGCCGAAUCUUCUAGUUCCUUCUCUCAAUUCAAGACCAGGCCGGGAGCAUCAUCAGGGAUUCUUCUUGGAGCAAUUACGCUGCCAAAUGUCAUGAUCUCAAGGUUGAUACAGAGAUCAAGGGCAGUUUCACUAAAUGACAUUGAUGUGGGAGAUCUUGAACAUCUCAGGAUACAAUAUUGGACUGUUACUGCCUGCUGCUUUAGCAUGCUUCUUUUCAUUGCCUUUUCUCUUCGAAAAGUUCCACAAAACCAACAUUCUAUUUCUUCACGUGGAGUUUGGGGUGUGCAAUUCGGCUUAAGCUGGUUAUCAUUAUAUGCUGCAACAUAUUGUGUGUUUUUUGCUGUGAAACUUCAUAAUGAUUCGGCUGUUUGUUCAGAAUUAUUAUGGGUGCUAUUCCAGGGUUUGGCUGCACAGAAAUUACUUCAGCAUGUGCUUUCUACCUUCCCAUUUUGUGCUUCAAUUGGCGAGGCACUAUUGGUGAGUGCUGGUAUUACAAUCUAUUCCGGGGACAUGGUUGCACUUACUCUUGCAAAAAUUAAUGUGCCCCAUUUAUCAACAGGAUUUGUUUUUGUAGGCAAUGGGAUCCUUAGAAGUGAGAUAAGUAUCAUUAUUCAGGGCAUACUACUUGGCCUUCUUCUCUUCCCAGCAUUCUUCAAAUUACUUAUCAAAGUUUGGUAUCAAUUCAGAAGCUUGGAAAACCCUGACGAAAGGGCAUGCCAUGAAAUUGAAAAAUCUGCUAUCUUCUUCACUUCUCUAGCCUUUAUCUUGAUCGUGAUUGUUCCAUCCUGGAUGCAGAUAGUUAAAGAUUUUGACGUGCAUCCUUUCUUAUGGGUGAUUGGUUUUAUAUUCUCUGAACCCCAUAAGAUACUGCCACUGUUCAUGUAUUGGGUUGCAGUUACAUGCAUAUCAGUUGUCCGAUUCUAUAAGAUUUCAAAGAAGGGAACAACUGAGAGGAUUCUCCUCAGAAAAUACUACCACUUGAUGGCUGUUGCAAUGUUCCUUCCCGCACUGAUUUUCCAGCCGAAGUUUCUAGAUCUGGCCUUUGGUGCAGCUUUGGCACUAUUCUUACUUCUUGAAAUCAUUCGAGUAUGGAGAAUCUGGCCUUUGGGACAGCUGGUGCAUCAGUUUAUGAAUGCCUUUACUGAUCAUCGGGAUUCUGAUGUUCUUAUUAUUAGUCAUUUUUCGCUUCUAUUGGGCUGUGCACUUCCUAUCUGGAUGUCUUCUGGGUUCAAUGACCGACCUCUUGCUCCCUUUGCUGGAAUUCUGAGCCUUGGAAUUGGAGAUACAAUGGCAUCCAUGAUUGGCUAUAAAUAUGGUGUCCUCAGAUGGAGCAAAACCGGGAAGAAAACCAUUGAAGGCACUGCAGCUGGCAUAACUUCUGUCUUGGCUGCUUGUUCUGUUCUUAUCCCACUUUUGGCGACAACCGGAUAUAUCUUUACACAGCAAUGGUGUUCUCUAAUCCUUGCGGUAAUCAUCAGUGGUUUGUUGGAAGCAUACACGGCACAGCUUGACAAUGCUUUCAUACCCCUGGUUUUCUACAGCCUUCUUUGUUUAUAGAAGACAAAACCAUAGCUGCACUUGUAAAGAUUAGUUUUAUGAGCACUAUAUUUUUCGGGUAGAUACUGCAUAAAGUUUAGGCCAUAAAAAUUACUACCAGGUAAGAAUAUGACAGUAGAGAGUUACUAAGCUUUUAGUUUUACUGUAGGCAUUUGAUUACAAGAUAGUCAGUAGCCAGUCAGUCACUAGAGAAACACUUUGGGUGGGUUUGUUUUGAGCUUAAAAGUCACAAUAAAUGUGCACACACGCUUGUUUAAGUCCCGACUUCUAAAUAUAAAUGAAUGUACCUAUUUCAAUGAUUUGGUUGAAAUCUUGAUAGGUUGAAUGUAUAUGAAUUUUCUCAUC